Messenger RNA from Bombyx mandarina (wild silkworm), 1131 nucleotides. RefSeq lists its product as uncharacterized. The record is from RefSeq and is a predicted model, not a curated record. Lineage: Eukaryota; Metazoa; Arthropoda; Insecta; Lepidoptera; Bombycidae.
AUGAUUUUUGUGUUUCACAUUUUAGUGUUUACAAUAUUCCUAAUCGAGAUACACAAUUUUUCAAUACAAGGGACCAAAAAUUUUAGCAACGGGAAUGAAACUCGAAGUGUUGUAAUGUCUGAAGAUGUGUCGGAGAUGAUUCCAGAUUUUUUUUUCAAGCACAAUUCUCAUCGAAAAUUAACCUCGAACUAUACAAACCAUAGAAAGCCUAAUUUGAAAUCUAACGUUUUCGACAAAAUGUUAUCAGAUGAGAUGCUUUCAAUGAAACAACAGUCUCACGAGAAAGACAUGACGUAUAGCCCUUCAAUCCUAACAUGGAACAAAGCUAGUAUUCCGACACCUACAUUAGAAUUGAAGCAAAAAUGGCCUGUGAUUGAGUUUCUUGCUAAUUCAGGUAGAAGCGAAAAUGACAGCCAAGAAAACAACGAUUCUCAAGGAGAAACUAGACAUGUAGGGAAUAGUCUAGUUAAAAACUCAGAAAAUAAAGUAUUGGGACUGAGAAGUCUUGUACACGAGUCAUUAGCGCAGCCCCACGGACUAUCAGUUAAAAAACCGCAUGGAGCAUGUAGUUGCAUGAUGAAGAGUCCCACGUCUUUUAACCAUCAAACGGAUCCUACAAAAAUAUGUACACAUACAGAUAAGUACGAGGUUGCUAGCGUGCCAUCGAGUUUACCGUAUACACCGUAUCCAGCUUUUUAUGUGCCUUUCCAAUCAUAUUACGUGACUGCUGUUACAGAUGACAUUUAUAAAUACACGUACUAUCAGCCGUAUAUUAUGAAUAAUUUGAAUCAUCGAAAAAAAAAGAAGCAUCGGAAAACGACAACUUUGGUUUAUAGUGACGAUCUGUAUUAUGAUAAAGAGAUUGAUGAUUAUUUGGGUAUCGAUAUGAAGAAAGACAAACAUACGCACAGUAAGACUAAGCUUCAUUUUUAUGAAGACGACAAGAAUAAGGACCCUUCUAUAUUACCAGAUGUGACAUCCGACAAAUUCGUCGAACACACAGCCGAGGAACUGAACAGAAUUUAUAGCGACAGUUUCAUAAAAAAAUGUUUUUGCACGUCAUCAACGCGGAGAGGUGUUAAAAUUUCAUUAUUGAGCUCUUUGUUUGCAUGUUUGCACUUUUUUUUUUAA